UCCUGUAUAACACAGAGCAGAGGACUUCCCCAUAAUAAUUCCUAGAGCAGAUCUGUUAAAGUUAUACCUUAUUUUCAGUCUGAAACAAGAAAUGAAAUACAUGCAGACAACAAUCUUGAAGAACUCCAGUUGCUAUGCAGUUGAUUCGUUUUCUGUUAGGAACACCCUAUUAAGCAGCUGUAAUUUGAAGAUAAAACUCAGCUUUCCAGCCAAAACACCGUCUGGGGAGCUAAGAGCACCGUAUAUAGCCAAAAUAUUCUGCUUUCAAAGUUGGAAGAUCAGAGAGACUCGAGAACCAUGAAAAUCACGCUGUCCCUUCCUGUGCUGGUAGUACUGGCUCUCUCAGUUUGCUGCUACUCUUAUGAGCCAAGUACUUUACCUGAUACAACAGACAAACAGUUUAUUGAGGAGUGUGUGACGGGUCAUAACCAUUUUCGGUCCCGAGUGAAUCCAGCAGCCAGCAACAUGCUUCACAUGAGCUGGGACCCAGAUUUGGCAAAGACAGCCAGAGCAUGGGCAAAGAAGUGUCAGUUUAAACAUAAUAUCUAUCUCAAGAUACGCGGGAAGGCCCACCCUACCUUUACUUCUGUUGGAGAAAACAUCUGGACUGGCUCUCUUCCCAUGUUUUCUGUGACUGCAGCCCUCACUAAUUGGUACGAUGAGUUCAAACACUAUGCCUAUGACACUAACACUUGCACCAAGGUGUGUGGCCAUUACACUCAGAUUGUUUGGGCAACAAGUUACAAAGUUGGCUGCGCUGUUCACUUUUGCCCUACUGUAACAGGGUUUGGGGGAUCUAAUGCAGCACAUUUUAUUUGCAACUAUGGGCCAGCUGGGAAUUAUCCAACACAGCCUUAUAACGCAGGAGCAGCAUGCAGCAAAUGCAACGGUGAGAAGUGUGUGGAUAAGCUAUGUGAAAAUCCAGAGCGUGAGAAAGUCAUAAGUAACUCUGGGUGGUAUCCAGACUGGGAUAAAGCCAUGUGUGACCAAUACUGUAUCACUAUUCUAGUUUUAAGGCCAUCAUUAAUUGUAUUGACUUUUGGAGCUGUCUGGUUUCUACAGAAGCAUUAUCCCCAAUUAUCUAUAAGUGACUAAUAUGCAUUUGAAAGAUUGCAGGAAUACUUCAGGCUAUUCUACUCCUAUUCCACAUGUAGAUUUCCCCUAUUCCACGUGCAGAUUUAUUAGUGCAGGGAAAUCUAACACAAUGAUCUGUAGAAUGAGGCCUAGUCUAUUAAUGAUGAGUGCAUUUAUCUAUUUUCAAAUCACAUGCAAAAAAAGCCACCCACAACCCUUAAUCCAAGGUAAUUAUCUGAAUAUAGGUGAAGGCUCACUGUAAUUUGCUUGGUUAAGGGCCAGAGUUAAGGGCAUGCAUUCACCCUUCUCUUUUAUGUGCUCUGAUAUUUGAGGACCUAACUGCAUAAGCUUGAUGACAUAUUAACAUGUAGCUAAUUGCUGCUGUUCUUACCCAAAGGAGUAGUCCAAUAGAAGUCAAUUGGACUACUCAUGUGAGUAAAUGAAGCAAGAUUUGGCCUGUAACCUUUUGCAUUUGACACUGUAGGUGUUUAGUUUUUAUUUAAAUGUUUGAGGGGAUGAUGAGAAGAGUCACAAAUUCCUUAGCUAGCAGGCACCCUCAGUCCAGCCACAGGCCAUCUGGUGCCAAUCCUCAUCUUCCUGCUCCUCAGUCAUAUGUGCAUUUCCUGACAGGCACCAGUUAGCAACAGGCGACUAGUGUUUGUUAAUACUGCGCGCUGAGCACCGGAUAUACCUGCGCAUUUAUUGAAAUGCGCAUUCCCUCCCACAGCAUGCGAAGUGUAAACAUUUGUAACUGUAAAGCUACUGAUUAGAUUUUCUUCACUUAGAUCUUUUGAUUAGAUUGUGAGCUCUUUGAGACAGGGACUGGGUGGAAAGCACCUAGCAUGGUGUGGGUACUACCAUAUUAUACCAGAAUAUAAAGAACAAUAGGCUCAUGCAUUUUAGAGUUUAAUGAAGUCUAAAAGCAAGUCAAAUAGAAGAAAAUACUUCAAACGUUCAUUAAAAGUUACCGAUUUCAUUAGAGCUAUAUACUCAUAUCCUCUCUUGAAAUGAGAGACAAAAUUAGCUAAGAAUGAUUAUAUGCAACCAGUUAUAAGUCAGGAAUGAACACUGGGUGGGCAUAUGCAUCAGUUUAAAUUGUUUACAGAAACAUAAUUAGGCAUUUCUUGAUUUUCCAGUAUAUCACCUUUCUAUCCCAAACCCCCAACCAUAAAAGAAACAUAAUGAAUUUUAAAAUACAUAACUCUUCCCCAAGCAGAGUUCUUACUCUGAAACAGAAGCGACAGAGAUUCCAUGAAGUUCACUGGGGACUUAGUUAUUGCUAGCGAUUUUAUUUGGCAGGUGCUCACAUACUGUAGUGAUGGGUGGCAAUAUAAAACCCGAAGAUCGAUAGGGCUUUUUCUUUAUUUUUUCUUUUUACUUGAACCAUAAUUUUGCAUUUCUUGGCUCUCUCUCACUCUCUCUCAUAUAUGCACUAUAUACUAUUUUUUUAAAAUCUCACUUAUCAAAGUUUCUCUGGGGAAAGCAACAUUCUGAAUAAAAUGCAGUCAUAUCUAAAGCCAAAUUUCAGCACAGGUGACAUGAUCCUUGGCUGAAAAAGGAACACCAUCAGCUUAACAAAAAAAACCCUGCACAACUCUGUCAAAGUUCCUCCUUCUCCCCCCCAAUCCUACUGUUGUUGCAUUCAUUAAAAAAAAAAAUCUGAAUAGUUGUAUCUGUCAGCAUUUUAUGCCUAGUUAGUUUCAUUGUUCCCCUGUAUAGGUAAAUAAAGACCAAUUCCGUAUACAUAUAUGUGAAUAACUUUACUUCAGGCCAAUGGAGUAGUCCCAUCAAAUUCAGUGCACAAAUGACCCACCUGAGUUACAAUUUGAAAUUAAUGGGGCUACUCUCACAUAUAAAGUUGUUCAUAUACAUAAGUAUUUGGAGUAUUUGGGCUUUAGUUAGUUUCUACUGUUGUCUAAUGGGUCUUUCAAACACUUACAAGGAAAAAAGAAAGUAUGUUUAACAACUGGAAAAGUACAGUUGUAAAACUACAGAAGCAAGUAGGGAUGCCAAGGGACAGGUGCUGUACUCCAGGCUACUUUUUGAACUCAUAUUUUAAUUUACUAGAUUUCAUGUUGACAGGGUCCCUUGAAUAUGUUCUUGGCAAUUUAUUCUUUUUACUCUCAUUUCUAUUAUUACAAGAUAGAAGGUUUUUGGGUUUUUUUUUUGUAUUUGAUUGACUAGUUUCAGUGUUGCAUCUGUCAUACAGUAAACUAAGAUUGAGAAGAGAACUAUCCCAGUAGCUUCAAAUAUUUCCAACUAUAAAUGGAGACAAGCCCAAAUGGUUGAGAAAGUGGCUUCUCUACAUAUAUGUGAAAUCUGUAAGGUUAGUGACAGGAUUAGGAAAGAAAGAUUAAAUUAAAAGCAUCUUAUUACCAACAUCUAAAUAAGUACAUUGUAAGACUUGUGGGAAUAAAAGUUUCAAGUCACUGAACAGUUGCAGCCACAUGACUCAUUAGAGAAAAAUCAAACAGAAAUGUUACCUCAGACUCUAAUCUCUGAGAGCACAAAUUGCAGGUGUAUGACAAAAACAUACAACGGUUCAAGCAUUACACAGUGCUAUUUUAUAACCCCAGUCAGGCAAGACAAUCAGAUACCAGAAUAUCAAUACCAGAGUAUUUUGAGGUCUAACUAACAAACAUUUACAGAAGCCACUGAAAACAAAUGGACAUACUUACCCCUUUUUCAGGAUCUUAAACAACUAUGCCCCAUAGUCUGUGAUGGGGUGGGAUCUGAGUUACUACAGAUAAUUCUUUCCUGGGUGCUGGCUCUUGAGUCUUGCCUACCUGCUCAGGGUUUAACUGAUCGCUAUAUUUGGGGUCGGGAAGGAAUUUUCCUCCAGGGCAGAUUGGCAGAGGCUCUAGAGGUUUUUCACCUUCCUCUGCAGUGUGGGGCACAGGUCACCUGCUGGAGGAUUCUCUGCACCUUGAGGUCUUUAAACCAUGAUUUGAGGACUUCAAUAACUCAGGCAUAGGUUAGGGGUUUGUUACAGGAGUGGGUGGGUGAGAUUCUGUGGCCUGCAUUGUGCACAAGGUCAGACUAGAUGAUCAUAAUGGUCCCUUCUGACCUUAAAGUCUAUGAGUCUAUAAAAAAACGCUGAUUUCUAAGUGAAGUUAAUCAAAAAGUAAUAGUUUUAGAUUAGCAACAUUUGAAGAGACCUUUAUAAAUUAGCAAUGUCCUUUCCCCAAAGGAAAGAACUGUCUGUUAAUUGCUGACUCUAAUUGCUCAGAACACAUUACUUAAUAAUUAAUUCCAGCUGGUCCAAUCCUGCAUUUAGCUAGCCUGAAUCUCCACAGCCUUGCAACCUAUGUUAUUCCUGGGGGAAUUCUGCACCAAAAAAAUUAAAAAUCCUGCACACAAUAUUUUAAAAUUCCGCAAAAUUCUGCAUAUUUUAUUUGUCAAAAUAACACAAUAUAAUCAUGCCAGUUUCAAUUAUUUUGGUAAUUUAUUUCAAAAUACAUGUCAGCAAGUAUGUCUAUAACAAUACAGACAACAAAAAAGAUUCAGGAAGUGUUUUUUGACAAAUAGAUUCCUUACUAGGCAUAUUAAUACAGAAUUCUGAAUAAUAAUUCAUUUAAACUACAAUACAGAAAUGUAUUUCCUGCACCCCUCUGAAGCAGUGCAAAGGCUUGGGGGAGUCAGGGGUAACGGAGAAGCUGAGGGAGAGGAAAGUAAUUGCUAGGAAGGAGCCUGGGUGUAAACUUGAAGGGUGUUGGGUGUGGGUGGGAAAAGUAUGGAACAGGGUUCUUUUGGGGGGAAGGGGGAAUUGUUAGGGAGCUUUCCCCAUACAGACCCUGGCUGACCCCUAGCCUAUCCCAUUCAGUCAGGCACAGCUGCCCCUGUCCCCAUGUGUCCCUGCACUCCCCCCACACAGAUACCCACUCUCCCAAUCGCAUGUGUCCCUGCACCUCCUCAGCCAGCCCCUCCCCUCAUCUCCAUGUACCCCUGCACCCCGACCCAAUGUGUCUCUGUACCCCUACUCAGCCAUCUCCCUCCCCCUCUACACAUGUGACCUUGCACCUCCUUCCCACCCUUUUGGCCCUGCACCUCCACUCCCAUUGAGCCCCUGUCCCAGUCUGUCCUCCCGCACUGGUCCUUAUGAGCCCCUGUCUGACCGCCCAGCAGCCCCACAAUGUCUGUUUCCCCUAACCCCUGCCUCCUGAUCUGGCCCAACAGGCACGGUGAAGAAGGCAGGCUCUUUCUCUUUCCUAUCGUAGCUGGGGCUGUCCAGGUGCAGCUGCUUUGUUCUAGCGCCACACACCCUCUGGUUUGUUCGCUGUGGCACAGAAUUGCCCCAGGAGUAAUACUACGUAUUCCUUUGCAACUGUGCAAAGUAGUACUAUUCAGCUUUGGGUAUUCGCGUACUGUCUUUACUCUAGGAGAGUGAACAUCACUGUGCCAAAGUUUGGAUAGACCUUAUACACUCUCACACUCCAUAGAGUAGGCCAUCCAAGACUUGAUGAACACACUUAAAUAAAUAUUUUAAGAGAAAAACAAGACAUGUUUUUUAACGCAAUCAAUUUGAUAUAAGCCAAACGUUAACAAGGAUACAACAAUAAUAAAGCAGUAUGCAACACACAUGUGGUUCUUACCAUUAUUAAAUAACUUGUCCGUAUCAGUGGUGCCCAUUAAACCUACAUUGACUGUCA
Molecule: messenger RNA, 5723 nt
Organism: Malaclemys terrapin pileata
Lineage: Eukaryota; Metazoa; Chordata; Testudines; Emydidae
Product: glioma pathogenesis-related protein 1-like
Exons: 7
Coding region: 298-1095 (265 amino acids)
Cellular component (GO): extracellular region
Source: RefSeq, a predicted model, not a curated record